This is a messenger RNA of Drosophila ananassae, 761 nucleotides long. RefSeq lists its product as uncharacterized. The transcript is spliced from 5 exons. Bases 109 to 735 code for a protein of 208 amino acids. The record is from RefSeq and is a predicted model, not a curated record. Lineage: Eukaryota; Metazoa; Arthropoda; Insecta; Diptera; Drosophilidae.
CCUUUCUCUUGUGUAGAAUUUUGGCGCAAUAAUGCUACAGGCACACUGAUUUGUUGUUUUGUUUUUAAAUUUGCGUGCAAUUUUAAUAAUUUUUAUAAUUUAAUCGAAAUGGAGGCCAAACCAAGAAAAACCGAAGUAGUUGUUGAUGCUAUGUUCGGCCCACACCAGGAAACGGUUGCUCAAAUAAAGCAGGCCUACGAGGACGCCACAAAAACAAUUUUCGACGAUCUGAGUGCCGACGAUUUAUCGGCGUUCGUUAACAUACAAAAGGAAAACGGCGAUGCCUACGCCGACACCGAAGCUCUGGUGCCCAAAUUGCGCGAAAAGAUGACUGCCAUCAUGAUGAAAAUGCACCUUGGCUUCUUCCACAGCAAUGAUAUCGAAAACAAGUUGUUGGCCCUAGAAGUGCUCAAGGAUAAGUUUGCAGGUCAGGAGGGCAAGAAAUGGAAUGUCAAUGAAAUGACUCCUGAGGAGCUAACUCGUCCAUUACGCAUACAACUAAUGGACUCCAGCAUUCGCUAUCUGGAGCGGAAGAUAGAAACUCAACAACAGAAGCUCCAGAUUGCACUGGAAAAGAGCAAAGCGAACCGGGAACGUCUUCAAAAUAUACAAAACGAGCGCGUAAAACUUAAUGCCAUUAUGGAGCAGCAAUUGGCGGAGUUUAAGGAAAUAAAACCCCAAAUAUUAGACAUGCAAAAGUCUUUAAUUGAUUCCAUUAGCCGUCCAGAUUGUUAGCCAAAUAAACAGAGAAAUGUUUUGAA